This is a messenger RNA of Phytophthora infestans T30-4, 964 nucleotides long. RefSeq lists its product as uncharacterized. NCBI's taxonomy places the organism in Eukaryota, Oomycota, Peronosporomycetes, Peronosporales, Peronosporaceae. The record is from RefSeq and is a predicted model, not a curated record. Bases 119 to 964 code for a protein of 281 amino acids. Gene Ontology annotation, molecular function: hydrolase activity, hydrolyzing O-glycosyl compounds. The transcript has 2 exons. Gene Ontology annotation, biological process: carbohydrate metabolic process.
CGCGCCACAGGAUACUCUCGCUUUGAUACUAUUCGGUUGAACAGGUCACCACGUCGAAGAUCAUUUUCCAAUUCGCCUUCAGCUCGAGACAUUCAUUUCCAAGACGUUUUUGAUCACGAUGAAGUUCUUCGCUCCAAUUUUCGCCGGUAUCGCCAUGUUUGCAGCUCAAGUGAAGGCCAUUGGUGUGUGCUACGACCCCGAUCAUGCUUCAGCUCCUGGUGCCAUGACUGCCGAAAGCGUCCUGGAGGAUAUGACGGUCAUCAAAGCCCAAGGAUUCGACACCGUCCGCACGUAUAUUUCCCAGUUCGGUAACAACAACUUGGGUCUGCUAAUUGCCAGCGCCAACGUCACUGCCGCUCUGGGCGUACCGUACCCUCAAUCCGACUACUCGACGCAACUAGAUGCGGCUGUCACUGCCGCCAACGCUGGAAACGUCGGCUACAUCUUCGUAGGAAAUGAAAAUCUCGCCGGCGCGACCAGCGUUCCCGGUGAGCUAAUCAGUCUCAUUCAGAAAGUCAAGUCGCUGGUGCCAGGUACCGUCAAGGUCGGUACGGUGCAGCGCAACACCGAGAUGAUCAACCACUCCUACAUCAGUGGCUGGUCGGAACUUGUUGCUGCUUGCGACGUGUUGGGCGUGAAUGUUCACCCUUACUUCAACCCAGGAACGACCGCCGACACCGCCAUUGACGUCGUGAACAGCCAGUGGGAGGUCAUGGUCAAGACCUUUGGUGACAAGCUCAUGAUUACGGAAACGGGGUGGCCUUCGGAAGGAACGCUUUUGGGCAACAUUGGCAGUGUUGCCAGUCAGGAGACGUUCUACAAUGACUUCAAGGCGUGGAGCCGUUCGCUUCCCGAGUCCUUCUUCUUUCAGCUGUUCGACACGCCAUACAAGGCCAGUCCGUUCGAGAAAACGUUUGGUCUCCUCACACCUGAUUCGACGGCCAAAUUCAACCUCAGUACUUGA